Molecule: messenger RNA, 1517 nt
Organism: Serinus canaria (Common canary)
Lineage: Eukaryota; Metazoa; Chordata; Aves; Passeriformes; Fringillidae
Gene: SLC25A47
Product: solute carrier family 25 member 47
Exons: 7
Coding region: 619-1503 (294 amino acids)
Biological process (GO): transmembrane transport
Cellular component (GO): mitochondrion
Molecular function (GO): transmembrane transporter activity
Source: RefSeq, a predicted model, not a curated record
UUGGAAAGGGGGUUAGGAAUCUGAGCAAGAAAUGAAGAAGAGCUGCUCCAGGGGCUGGGAAAACUGUGCUGCUGCUGUCUGAAAUAGAAGCAAAUACUCUGCAGGUGGUUAGAUUAGUUACUGGGGUUCACAGUUUGUAUAAAUAAUGAGCGGGUGAUAAUCCAUGGGGAUAUAUGUGGAAGUUAGGGUCAGCUUCAAGCAUCAGGAAAGUCAAGGAAAAUGGCUUGGUAAAGGCAGAAGGAAUUUCCAUUAUUGGAAAGGGUGUGUGGUCCCUCAGAAGGAGAAAGAGUGGGCUGGGAUAGGAGAAGGAGGAAUCCUGCAAAUAACCCACAAGUGCAUCAUCUCCGUGGUGCAGGCCAGCAGUGUCCUCUGGCAAACAAGCGUGGAAGCUGUUUUCUGGGGCUGGCUCCCCAGCUCUGCCACCAGCGUGCAGAUUCAUCCAGUACCCACAAGGCUCACAAUCCUCAGAGGCAAGGGCAGGCUCUAGGAAGGUGAUUCCUGUUACAAACCAGUGUCUCUGAAGGACUGGCAGGGCUCUGGGAAUACGGAACCGGAUCCUCGUCCCUUCCCUUCCUCCCCGGCGCUCUCGGGGUGAUUUGGGCAGCAGCCGCGCUCCGCAUGGAUUUCAUUGCUGGGGCCAUCGGAGGUGGUCUAAGCACAGCCGUGGGUUACCCACUGGACACAGUAAAGGUGAGAAUUCAGACUGAGAACCACUACAGAGGAUUUUGGCACUGUGUUCAGGAAACAUACAGGGCAGAAAAGGUCCGGGGAUUUUACAAAGGGGUGACUGCCUCAGUCCUCGCUGUAUCAGUGGUUUCCUCAGUUUCCUUUGGCACAUACAAGAACUCCCUGGGCGCCCUGUGCAAGCUGCGCUACGGGGCUGCAGAUGCCAAGCCGUCCAAGCUGGAUGUUUCCCUCUCCGGAGCUGCUGCCGGCGCUGCCCGGGUUGUGUUGACAAACCCUAGUGAAGUGGCUAAAGUUCGGAUGCAGACUCAGAGGAACCCAUGCCCUUCCACCACACAUCAGCCUGUUUCCAAGCCAAAGUACCAAGGGUCUCUGCACUGUCUGAAGGUUAUCAUUAAGGAGGAAGGUUUUGGGGGUCUCUACAAGGGCUGUUCUGCAUUACUCUGCAGGGACUGCUCUGCUUCUGCAAUAUAUUUCCUUUCCUAUUCUGCUCUGUGUGACUGGCUCACACCAGAUGGGAGAAAUAAACCAGGUUUCCUGGUUGUGUUGCUUUCUGGUGGUUUUGCUGGAGUCCUGGCCUGGGGAUUAGCUACUCCCAUGGAUGUCAUCAAAUCACGCAUGCAAAUAGAUGAAUCGGAGCAGCACAAGUACAAAGGCCUGAUCCACUGUGUGAGGGAAAGUGUGAGAAAGGAGGGGGCAAAAGUGCUUUUCAAAGGACUGGGUUUAAACUGCAUUCGUGCCUUUCCUGUGAACAUGGUAGUGUUUGUAACAUAUGAAGGUGUACUGAGAUUUACAGAUCAUUAUAUAAACAAAAAGUAGCUUGUUCCACUCUG